AUGGCCAUUGAACCAGGCGAUCCCCGCCUUCCUCGCUAUGUCGAGGGGUCGGUAGAACCGGUCUAUCGAAAAAAAUCCUCUUCAAAGGGCGUCGCCCUCUAUCUUAUGCACAGAGACUACUGGUCAAAUGCAGAAAAAAACUAUCGAAUGCGAAGUGAAGGCAAGUAUGAGCAGCCCCACGAAUGCACGGGAGUGGAGCCACCCGAUUGGAAGCCGGGUUACGAGCCCUCGCUUGACGGUUGGGUGGAGGGUAUCGCGCAUGUCAACCCCUGGUUACUGGACUUUGGAAGUUAUGUUUAUGCUCAAGUUGAAGCCCACUACCGGUUUUAUCGCAGCGAACUGGAUGCAUAUGAUUUUGAGAUCGACGAAACCAUCUUUUCAGCGAGGAUUCAGCUGAAUCCUCCGCCCUGCGCUCGAGAAGGUUUCAGCUGUUUUGCCAAUCCACCACACGACCUUAACAGCUACAGUGCACCACUGCGUCAGCUGUAUGAAAAACUCGGUGGUCCCGCUGGAGCCCGAUCAAUGGAACAUGAACUACUAACACCCUAUGGUGUCAUUCCCGGACAUGCUUUAAACAAUCGCUCGAAGUAUACAUUUGUGCCGCAGACAAAGGCAGUCAAAGCGUCGGGAUUUCCUGAUCACCCUUAUUCGAACAAACCAGCUCCAAGGACCAUUAAAGAAGUACCACUGGGUCAUUAUCCAGUACCCCAAACGCGGCAUGAACUCUUUAUGGAUGCUGUCUAUGGAUUCGCUAACGAUGCAUCCGACAGUGACCCUGAGGCACCAGACACCUCGGAAGACGACGAUGAUUUCCUGCCUCGCAUUCGACACCCACGUGAGCCAGUAAAAAAGAAACACGGAGUCAGGAAAAUAGAUCUACGAAUGCAAAACUACAAGGACCGAUUCCAUAAAGACUGCUAUCCGUGGCGCCCAAGGCAACAUAAAGCGCCAAAGGCCGGCAUCUACUGGACCGUCACGGUUUACGCAACAAUGCAACCCACGGCGAAACCAAUUAGACAACAUACAGCGACUAUGACUAUCCGGAAGUUGAGUUUCCUGCCACGUAUGAUUGCUUUGCAUCAUCGAAUUCCACCGACAAUUACCACAGAUUAUUGCCUCGCGGUUGGUCCACGAGCAAACACUGAUGCCGGUGUGAUUACGCUCAAUGGUGAGCUAGACAAGAUGAUCUACCAACCAGGCGACCCCAUAAUUGUCUAUAUCAAGGUUCACAACACUUCGAAUCGCGUAGUCCAGCAACUGACAGUGGAAGUAAACCAAUGCAUUCGUGUGGCCUCUUGGAGUAAUCGCGUCUGGAGGAUUACAAUUUGCCGACGUGAGAUAACUGCCGAGAACCCAGAUGCACAAAUGCCUAUUCUACCGGCAACAGAGCAGGUGAAAAUCAACGUGCGCAUGAAUCCAUUCUGUGUAGAGAAACAGUAUAGUCACCUGUUUUAUGAUAAGUGGCACAAACGCCGACUGCCCAAAGUGCCCAUUGAGGAGGAGGCUUGGACACUGCGUAUGCCGACAACUCCGGGCAUAUUUUACGCUGUUGAACAACCCGGUCGGCACGAACCCGUUCCGCUGACUUUUAUCCUACGUAGGAGACCAGCAUUCUCUACACUGCCGGGUGUAAUUGAUAACCUCAUGGAGAACUAUCCAGAAGGAGGUUAA
Dibothriocephalus latus is the source of this 1671-nucleotide messenger RNA. NCBI's taxonomy places the organism in Eukaryota, Metazoa, Platyhelminthes, Cestoda, Diphyllobothriidea, Diphyllobothriidae. The record is from the annotation of a GenBank genome assembly.